UGGAACUGUUAAUUGUCCUGUUGAACUUCAAGUUCGGAGAGGUUUACAAUAUGAGAGCAAACCUGGGGACUCCCUCAGUAUAGAGUGUCCAGUGAAGUACUGCACAGAAAAGCCAGCCGUACACUGGUGCUUGAUAGAGGGGAUGCGUUGCCUACUUGUGAAAGAUGGGCCAACAAGACACACAGCAUGGAGAGAAGGGAAUGUGGCUGUUCUGAACUUUAUGCCGAUUCAUCAGAGUGACAGUGGACGGUAUCGUUGCAGAAUUACUCUGGGCAGCCUGAGUUCUGAGAGCUAUUCAAUAAGUGUUAUUGUUAGAGAUAACGUCAUGGUGUCUUUAGUGACUGGUUACAGGGCUGUGCUGAGUUGCUCUAAUAUGUCACUAGUGAAUCUUAUCUCAGUAGUAUGGAAGAUAAGACUAAGGGAUGGAGCUUGCUGUUUAUUAGCAUACAGGGCUGAUUUAAAUAAAACAGUCAGAACAAAUUGCAGUGAGAGGAUGGACUGGGCAGCUCGACCUGAUCAUGACCCCGCCCUUCAGAUUCACCCUGUGAGACUCUCUGAUAAAGGAAAUUACAUGUGUGAAAUUGUAAACAGGGACAGAAGUCUCCACCGGAACUACACUCUGAAUGUGUUAGAGCACGCGGGAUUUUCCCUUCUACUUCACUAUCUCCUGACAGGCGGCGCCAUUUCCUGUGUCAUUAUUGUGACUAUUUUAUACUGUACUUUACAACUCAGAGUCCUCCAGCUCUCUCGACAGGUAGCUUCAGCUUCUGUGCUAACAAAGACAGGAAAUAACAUGAGCCUGAACACCAUGGCUGCCCCAGAUAACCCCAGUGUGUACGCUUCAGGCAUGUCGGGGGUCUCGCACGAUAACCAGUCAGACGACAUUUAUGAAAAUUAAUAUUCUAACAAUACAGAACCAAAUGUUCCAGUCCCAGGUCCACUCUUGGCUGUCUAUGAAAGAUGCUUAACAAAACUUUCCCUGUAUUAACCCGCUGCCUUGGUUUAAUUUGCCAAGAAGAAUGUGUUUGGAAAUGUAAUCAAUCCAUGGCUCCGUGCAGAUGUCAGCCACUAGCUAUACCUCAUGUUUUCUCCAAAAGGCCAGAGGAACCCAGAAAACAUAUUGUAUAAAGUCAUACAAUUAUUUAAAAAACUAUGGGCCAAAUUGUGGGCUUGCUUAUACCACAUGAGGUCCCACUGAUUUCAGUGGGGUUGCACGUGUGUAAUUAGCACAGAUUUUAAUCCUGUAUUCUGAAACUAAUAUAUUUAAAUCGCAGUUAAGGAGCCCAUUUUCUUAAGUACAACUAAAGAGAAGACAUGAACAUUAACAUAUCAGUAAACACCCUGAACAUUUUGAAAAUAUGGAAAUCACAAACUAAGGUUACAUAGGUAAGGAUGACACCAACUUUAACACCGGAUUCACACAGGGCAGCCAUUUAAACAGAAAAAUUCUCUCACCCACAGUCAACCUUAACUUUGCUCCUCCAUUUGUAUUAUUAUUUUAGGGGCCAAUAACCCUUUGAGAGAAGUCAAUGGUAGUUUUCUUUUGACUUAUAAUGUCCCACUUUAACUCCUGUUAAUGCCUUGUCAACAUUGUACAUUUUAGAUUAUUGAGGAUCUGUGUGUACUGUUUGUUCUGUAGUAUUAACUGGGAUGAUUCAUGUCAACAGAUGACAUUGUAACUUCAGUUAUGCAUUGUAUCUACGUGAGUUUGUGCAGCACCACACACAAGGGUCCUGAUCCUGACUGGGGUCUCUAGGAAUCACAGUAAUGUAAAUAAAAAACAGAAUUGUUCUUAUUGUUAUGUAAUGGCCUAGAUUUCUGAUUUGGUGGGAUCAAUGGAUUGCACUUAU
Messenger RNA from Mauremys reevesii (Reeves's turtle), 1850 nucleotides. Its product is annotated as cell surface glycoprotein CD200 receptor 1-like. Gene Ontology annotation, biological process: regulation of neuroinflammatory response. The coding region runs from base 143 to 898 and encodes 251 amino acids. Gene Ontology annotation, molecular function: signaling receptor activity. Gene Ontology annotation, cellular component: external side of plasma membrane. The record is from RefSeq and is a predicted model, not a curated record. NCBI's taxonomy places the organism in Eukaryota, Metazoa, Chordata, Testudines, Geoemydidae. The transcript has 5 exons.